AUGAAAAAGAUUUCAUUUCGUCAAUUUUCAGCUUUAAUUGAUCCAUCAGCUGGCAAUCGCGUUUCCAUUGAAUCUUCAAUUCCUCAUAAACCGAAUAUAAGAGUUUCAAGCCCAUUCCCUAUCCCUCAUCGAACAAUACCUGAACCCAAAGGACAGGAUCUUGAUUUUGUAAAUGUAGCUCACAGCCACCUAAUUCACUCAGACGGGGCCAAACUAAACUUAUUAUCAUCUGGUCUAACAGGUUUCAGGGUUAAGCAUGUUCUGCUAAAAAUUCAAAGAGACCAUACGUCUUUAGAUUUGCCUUCUAAACUAUUUCAAGCAUUACUGUAUUCCUACCGUACAUGUGAUUCUUCACCUAGGGCUUUUGACUCUCUUUUCAAGACUUUUGCUCAUAUGAAGAAGUGCAGAAAUGCAACUGACACUUUUUGCCGGAUGGAGUAUGGGUUUUUCCCUACUGCUGAGUCAUGCAAUGCAUAUUUAAGCUCUAUGCAAUUUAUAGUUUUGUCCUUCUAUAAUGCAAUGCUUCGUAAUCGCAUUUCACCAAAUGUUUAUACAGUCAAUAUGGUCAUGUGUGCUUAUUGUAAAUUGGGAAAGCUACAGGAGGCUGUUGAAAUGUUGGAGACGGUGGAGAGCAGGGGUUUGAGCCCAAAUAUUGUUUCAUAUAAUGUUGGAUGA
Neltuma alba is the source of this 675-nucleotide messenger RNA. RefSeq names its product pentatricopeptide repeat-containing protein At4g26680, mitochondrial-like. The transcript has 2 exons. Lineage: Eukaryota; Viridiplantae; Streptophyta; Magnoliopsida; Fabales; Fabaceae. The record is from RefSeq and is a predicted model, not a curated record. Gene Ontology annotation, molecular function: protein binding. The coding region runs from base 1 to 675 and encodes 224 amino acids.